AUGAUUCUUCUUCUUCUUCUUCUCUAUAUUCCCAUCACAUCCAUUUUCCCACCUUUCUUCCACCUAAACGCACAUCAUGCCACCUCAAUUCACCUCAUACAGACGCGAACCUGGUUGUGGCCACUGUUACUUGUUUUGCACCGGAACCGAUGCCCCUCUGUGCACAGACCUUGCAGGAUAGGAACGCGAUUGGCACUUAACCUAUUCUUUUCCCCCGCCUCCUCUUCUCAUUCUCAUACACAUCUUUCCUCUCUCUCCUCUAUAUCUUCUUCCUUCUUUCUACUAGACUUUAAUUUCCCUUCACCAUUCGCCCAAGCAAACUCUAUUCAUGAUGAACCGGUUCAAAGUAGGAAGGCACGCGUGCAUUACCGAACGCUCGACUGGACAUCCUCUGGCCUCUUGUCGCUCCGACCGGUGCCAAAGCGACUUCCACGUGCGUCCGGACGCAAGGUGCACACGCGCCACGAGAAUGGCUUUUCUCUUGUCUUUUUUUGUUUCUUACCAGAAGCAUCUUUUCUCUCUGUCUCUCUCUCCCCUCUUUCACAAUAUACAUUCCUUUCCCUUAGUCAGCCGCUUUCUUUUUCCAGAAUCAGUUUUCACCCCCCCCACCUGCUUUCUAUUUCCUUCAGACCUCAUCCCCAAUUUCUUUGCUUCCUUCUCCUCCCAACUCAUCUCCAAUUCACACUGAUGAUCAAUUAA
This is a messenger RNA of Acanthosepion pharaonis, 699 nucleotides long. NCBI's taxonomy places the organism in Eukaryota, Metazoa, Mollusca, Cephalopoda, Sepiida, Sepiidae. The record is from the annotation of a GenBank genome assembly.